Octopus sinensis (East Asian common octopus) is the source of this 2884-nucleotide messenger RNA. Its product is annotated as presenilin-1. NCBI's taxonomy places the organism in Eukaryota, Metazoa, Mollusca, Cephalopoda, Octopoda, Octopodidae. The coding region runs from base 333 to 1913 and encodes 526 amino acids. Gene Ontology annotation, molecular function: aspartic endopeptidase activity, intramembrane cleaving. Gene Ontology annotation, cellular component: ciliary rootlet; Z disc; lysosomal membrane. Gene Ontology annotation, biological process: protein processing; amyloid precursor protein catabolic process; amyloid-beta metabolic process. The record is from RefSeq and is a predicted model, not a curated record. The transcript is spliced from 12 exons.
CGGACUUUGUUUCAAACUUUUUUUUGUUUGUUUUCGAGGUUGGAUUUUAAUAAUCACAACCAUCUUACCAUUACAGUUUUGAUAUCAUUAUGGUAUUUGGAUCGUUUUAAAACUUACACACACAUCUAUACUAUCCUAUUGACCUUCUUUUAAACAAACAUGAGACACGGCUCAGCCAGACGGUGUAUUUUUGAAAAAUACUGAUUGGACUGCCCUGAAAAUUUCUCCAGUUGUUCCUUUCACAAGGAAGUAGUAUAUCUGUUCAAAAUGCCACCACUUGCAUGCGUGUGUGUAAUCAAUAGUUAAAAAAACAACUUAUAUUUGUUUAACUAAUGGAAGAUAUACCAUUGAAUCCAAUUUUGCCCAAACCAACAAACCGAAACUUAUGUAUGAAUCAGAGUUCCAGUGACGACGAACCUACCGAACGUACUAGUUUGCUUUCAUCACCAGCCAGUUCAGGCAGCCCACCUCGAAAUCAUCCCAACAUGGAGACAUAUAUUGAUGCUGAACGCACUGAACGUAUGAAUCGACGGGGUCAGCGACCCGACAUACGGGGAAUAUAUGAUAAUGAUCGAGAAGCUGAGGUUGACCCCUCAGAAUCUGAAGUUAGCAUUCCUCCAACAGUGGCCCGUAGGAAAGGGUACAGCUCUGGCACUGAGGAAGAAGAAGAGACCCUACUGUAUGGUGCCAAACAUGUCAUCAUGUUGUUUGUUCCUGUCACAUUGUGUAUGAUUGUGGUUGUAGCAACAAUCAGCUCUGUCACAUACUACACUCAGCCAGGUGGAUACUUGAUCUACACUCCAUUUCACGAAGAAACAGAUGAUUCUGGAACAAAAGUUUGGCAGUCCUUUGCCAAUGCCUUCAUUCUUCUGGGAGUCAUAGCUGUUAUGACUGUUGUGCUGCUGUUGUUAUAUAAAUACAGGUGUUAUAAGGUCAUACAUGGCUGGCUUAUUGUAUCCUCUCUCUUGCUGCUCUUUAUGUUUUCCUACAUGUACUUAGGGGAAGUAUUAAAGGCUUACAAUGCCCCCAUGGACUACAUCACAGUGGCUAUUUUAAUGUGGAACUUUGGGGUCAUUGGAAUGAUUUGCAUUCACUGGAAGGGCCCAUUGUUAUUGCAGCAAGCCUACCUCCUGAUGAUUAGUGCUUUGAUGGCACUUAUUUUUAUUAAAUACUUACCUGAUUGGACUACUUGGUCAGUGCUUGGAAUUAUGGUUUUCUGGGAUUUAAUUGCUGUACUUUGUCCUAAAGGUCCUCUACGUGUCUUAGUAGAGACAGCUCAGCACAGAAACGAAGAUAUUUUCCCAGCUUUGAUAUAUUCCUCCACAAUGGUAUGGCAGAUUGUUACCAUGGCAGAUGAGUCACCUAAAAGAGAUUCUGGUGCAAACAGUACUUCAACACUAGCUACAGAUGUCCAUUCUUCACCAGCUACAAAUGCUACAUCUAACCCAGAAGCAGGAACUAAUAUCUACCGUAAUGAUGUUGAUGCUCACAACUUAACCAACAGUAUUGAUUCCCAAACAGCACGCCGAGCUAUUGAUGCCCUUGGCGAAAUGGAGAAUGAUCCAAAUUCAGAAGCUAAUAAUCGCCCUCCUGCUGAUAGAAACCGACGUUCCCAAGGCUCUGGAGAAGAAGAGGAAGAAGAAAGAGGUGUAAAGUUGGGUCUUGGAGACUUUAUAUUCUAUGGUGUUCUAGUUGGUAAGGCUUCUUCCUAUGGAGAUUGGAACACAACACUGGCCUGUUUUGUAGCUAUAUUGAUUGGAUUAUGCUUCACUCUGCUUCUGUUGGCAAUAUUUCGAAAGGCUCUACCUGCUUUGCCUAUCUCAAUUACAUUUGGACUGAUUUUCAAUUUUGCUACCCGUGGCCUUGUACGACCAUUCAUGGAUAACUUAGCAAGUGAACAGAUGUAUAUAUAACCUUUGAUGAAAUGACUUUUAUUGUCAUUGUUAGCUAUCCCAAGAAAGAAUAUCCUCGUCUACAGACAGCAAUCAUUGCCCUGUAUAUGUCUUUCAUUACUGCUUUUGUUCUCAGACAAUGGUUAUUUUAACUUCCUCAGAGACACUUUUCUAUCAUAAUCAUCAUCAUCAACCUUAUGUUUGACGACUGCUAAAAUUUUGAAGAAAAGUUUUUUUUUGUUUUUAUGCAAGAUUUAAGAUUAUAGAAAAUCAUGAAUGGACAGAAUCAACAUACCAAAUGUUUAUUUAUCCUUGAAUUCUAAGAGUCAGCUAUAUUUAAAGACAUCCAAAUACUGAUAUGGAUGAAAUUGGUUCUUUGACUGACCCUCCCAUGCCCUUCCCAUUCAUAUAAUAUUUUGUAUAACCAUUCCAGUAGUUUCUAGAGAAGGCAAAAGGAAAAUGCCUUUAUUCUCCAAUCUCGAUUCCUAUAUGUAAACACAUUCAUCAUUGCUGACCCAAUGUUAUUCCACUAGUUAGCAAGGUUUCCUUCCCUCUAAGGGUGUUCAAUACUCAAAACUGUUCUCCUUCCCCAUCCCGCAUGCAUACACUCACACACAUACACACUUCACUUCUUUGAACCUUUCUAUGAUACUCUCUUCCAUCCAUCUUGUAUUUUCAGUGACACAAAACUCACCUAUUAUCAAGCUGUCUUUGUUAUUCAUUCUAUGGGAAAGGGAAAAUAUUAACAUUUUUAACCUAACAGUAUCUUUUUGUAUCAAAACAUUGCAUGUUGACACAUUACAUAUUUUCUCUAACCCUUCAUUUAUAAAGUAUACUCUUUUGUGUGUGUGUGUGUGUGUGUGUAGUAGUAGUAGUAGUAAUUGCAGCGGUUCUCUAAGAUGUUUUGUGAAUUCAACAUUUGUUGAUAUAUGAAAUCAGUUUGUGUUAAUUUAACUACUGUUUGGUAUUUAAAAUUUUUAUUUAAACAAAAA